UCCUCUCUCUAUAUAUACUCCAACUUCUCUGACUCCUUAGUUUCCUCCUAUUUCCACUCAUCACAAAACCACUUAACCGUUUUUUUACUCACUAUGGGAGAGAAAAACAAUGGAAACAAGAAAAGUGGAGAUAAGGAAAAGAAGGAAAAUGGUCCCUUAACCGUUGUUUUCAAAGUUGAUUGUCUUUGUGAAGGUUGUUCUUCCAAAAUCCUUAAAUGUGUUCGCGAAUUAGAAGGGGUGGAGACAGUGAAAACGGAGAGCAACACAAACAAAGUGACAGUGAUAGGAGCUGUGGAUCCAACAGCCAUUAAAGACAACAUUGCCAAGAAGUCUAAGAAGAAGGUUGAUUUCGUUGCUCCUCAACCUAAGAAAGAUGAUAACAUAGAAGAGAAAAAGGAGAAAAAAUCUGACAAAGACAAAAACCAGGGCUCUGGUAAUAAACAAGAUAAAAAACCCAAAGAGGCCGCGUUAACGACGGCGGAUUUGAAGGUGCAAUUGAAAUGCCAGUGCCAGGGAUGCAUUCUAAAGAUUCGCAAAAUUGUCUCCGAAACCAAAGGUGUGCAUGAGUUAAAAGUAGACACGCAGAAGGAGAUGCUCACGGUUAAGGGAACUAUGGAUGUUAAGGCCCUGGCUGAGGCUCUGAAAGACAAACUUAAGAAGAACGUGGAGAUUGUUCCACCCAAGAAAGAGAAAGAUAACAACAAGGAGGGUGGAAAGACUGGUGCUGGUAGUGAUGGUGGUAACAGCGGCGGUGGAGGUAGCGGUGUCGGCGGGAAGAAGAAGAACAAAGGUGGCAAUGCCAGUGUAGAUGGUGGAAAUGAUGAUAAUGCUAAUGGUAAUGCUAAUGCUAAUGCUGGUACUGCUGAUUGUGGUGGUGGAAAGAAUAAGAAGGAAGGCAAAAGGACGGAGUUUAUGGUCCAACCUGAAUAUGGAUAUGGAUACACGCCUGGUUACCCUGGAUACAUGCCAAGUUAUCCUGGAUAUGGGCAACCGGGUUAUGGGUACUGUUACGGGCACCCACACCCGCAUGGAUAUGGGCAUCAUUACCCGGGCUACGUGCCCAACUAUCCAGUUUUUGUUCAACCACCUCACCAGAUGUUUAAUGAUGAGAAUCCUAAUGAUUGUUCCAUCUUGUGAGGAGAAUCCUAGUCCACCUUUGGCUGUUCCUUCAUUCGCCACCAACAGGAAAUGGGAUGGUAAAGUGUAAAUAAGAACGGAGAAGAGAAUUGGAAAUGAAAAUGAAAAUUUUGGGUUAAACUUGGGGCUCCGAAGCUUGUUUGGGUUUCUU
Molecule: messenger RNA, 1288 nt
Organism: Hibiscus syriacus
Lineage: Eukaryota; Viridiplantae; Streptophyta; Magnoliopsida; Malvales; Malvaceae
Product: heavy metal-associated isoprenylated plant protein 3-like
Exons: 5
Coding region: 94-1137 (347 amino acids)
Molecular function (GO): metal ion binding
Source: RefSeq, a predicted model, not a curated record